AAAGACCUAUGUUUUGGUUCCCACGAUCAAGCUAGAAUGAAACUGAAGAAAUCGGUCUGUGGUAGGGGGAUUCGCUCAACAUUCAAGGUAAAGGCACGAACCCGGAUGGUAAAAUGGAUAAUCAAGUCAGUACCGAAAAUGUCAAUCGCUUGAUUGAACUCAUGAAUGCUUCGACUUUUUGUGUAGGAACAAGUCAGACGCCAACAGUGGAAAAUGAACCUAUUAAGGAUGUCCCUGAGAGCAGCGCUUGGAACUAUCUACCACGACUUCGAGGUAGUCAUGUGUAUUUUAAAGGCUGUAAUUUUUGUAAGAAGAACGGAGAACCUCGUCAAGUUUAUUAUGGUCAUCAACUACGGGAUGAGUUUGGACGUGUGACAUGUCCGGUGUUAUUCCGUUACGUCUGUCCAUGGUGCGGUGCCACAGGAGAAUACGCCCACACAGUGAGUUACUGCCCCUCCAAUCCGUACCGUAGGUCUACGGUACUGACGUCACGUACUCCACGGAAAAGCUGUGGUUGUUUAAGAAACUGUCAACAUCACUACAACCGGAAACACUAGGAGGAAUAGCAACAACGAAGGAAAAAAGUGAACAAAUUUUAGUGAGCGCAUGUUGCCGAUAGUAAUUCUUGUAUCAUGGAAGAGAAACGACAAUCCAGUACAUGUACUUUGCUUGGUAUUUUUUUUUUUUUUACAGUAGUCGAAUUU
Saccostrea echinata is the source of this 704-nucleotide messenger RNA. RefSeq names its product nanos homolog 3-like. Lineage: Eukaryota; Metazoa; Mollusca; Bivalvia; Ostreida; Ostreidae. The coding region runs from base 114 to 557 and encodes 147 amino acids. The transcript has a single exon. Gene Ontology annotation, cellular component: perinuclear region of cytoplasm. The record is from RefSeq and is a predicted model, not a curated record. Gene Ontology annotation, biological process: negative regulation of translation; oogenesis. Gene Ontology annotation, molecular function: mRNA binding; zinc ion binding.